GUGCACACUUUUGGGCUCAGUAGACAUUGCUAUGUUUGUCGCAUCGUUCAUUCAAGGUGAAACUAUCCAACGAGCAGGGUGCAAAUCGUGAUACACUGGAAAACUGAAACCGUCUAAAUUUGCAGUGAACUUUAAAGAGAGAGAGUAAAGUAAAAAGGAUUUUGAAGGAUCACAAAACCAAACCCACACACACUUAAAGAGGACGGUAAGGAUUCAAUUUUAUCGAACGAGAGAGAAGUGUGCACUUCACUGGAAAGCCCUACAAGGUUGUCCCGUCCGGGGAAGUAUUGAAAAAAAAAAAAGAAAUCCAUUCAAACAAGUACAAUGGCUUCGCUGGACCAGAAGCGUGAAGCGUUCCGCAAGUAUCUCGAAUCGGCCGGCGCUAUCGAUUGCCUCAGCAAGGCACUGAUACGCCUGUACCAGGAAGACCACAAGCCGGAGGAUGCGUGCAAGUUCAUCCGCCAGGUGCUGUGCGAGAACUGCCCCACCGACGAGCAGGUGGCGGAAAGUAUGGCCGAACUGGACGAAGCUCGCAAGCGGAUACGGCACCUGGAGCGCGAAAAUCGAGGCCUACUGCUGAGCGUACGGCGCACCGCGAGCGAAACCAACCUUGCCCUCGACAGUGGGCUGGCGGGUCUGGCCGAGGACGAAGCGUGCGAUUCGCUGCUCAAGAAGCAUCUUACGCCCGAGGUGCUCGAAACGCUCAGGGAGCUGAAAACACCGGCCUUCAAGUCGACGCUGCUCGAUUGCGUCCAGUCCGGGCUGAAGAAUCGGGACUCGCACGUGGGCGUGUAUGCGGCCGACCCGAUGGCGUACAGCGUGUUUGCCGCCCUGUUCGAUCCGCUGAUCGAGGAGUACCAUGGAGGGUUCGGGUCGGAUGGUCAACAGCCCGAGCUGAGCUGGGGUGAACCGAGCGAGCUGGAAAAUCCGGACCCGGAGGGUCAGUACGUUGUGUCGACGCGGGUACGCUGUGCCCGGUCGGUGGAGGGUAUGCCGUUCCAUCCGCGCAUGCAGGAGGACCAGUACGAGGAGAUCUACGUCAAGGUGCGGGAAGCCGUGCAGGACCUGCCGGAGGAGCUACAAGGCGAGCUGCACCUGCUCGCGGCGCUCGAUGCCCGCCAGAAGGAGGAGCUGACGGAGGGGCACUAUCUGUUCAAGGAGUGUGACCGAUUUCUGGACGAGGCACAGGCGAACCGGUUCUUCCCGGCGGGACGUGCAAUCUUUCUGAACGAGAGCAAAACGUUCGUCCUGUGGGUGAAUGAGGAGGACCAUCUGCGCAUCAUCUCCAUGCAGGAGGGCGCAGAUAUCGCACAAGUCUAUCAGCGGUUCAUUACCGCGCUGGAGACACUGGGUCAAAAGAUUCCCUUCCAGCGGGACGAGCGACUCGGCUUUCUCACCUUCUGUCCCACCAACCUCGGCACGGCGAUCCGCGCUUCGGUGCACAUUCGCCUGCCGAAGCUGAGCGCCGACAAGGCACGGAUGGAAGAGGCGGCCGCCACUCACAAGCUGCAGAUUCGCGGAGUUCACGGUGAGCAUACGGACACCGGUGACGGUGUGCUGGAUGUGUCCAACAAGCGACGCCUCGGGCUUACCGAGUUCGAGGCGGUGAAGGAGAUGGUGGACGGCGUCAAGGCACUGAUCGAGCUGGAGAAGGAGCUCGAGGCUGGCGGAGGUGGUGAAGCCGCCGCAGAAGAGGCUCCGGCAGCAGAGGAGUAAGAUAGCUCCUGGGCUGUGUGCCAUUAGUUGCAUCGGGUCCGCCGGCUUGCCAUAUCCGCUUUAGCUAGACAAUUUUUUUGCUGAUACAAUCACCAAUGUCAGCAGCAAUAGCAGCAGCAGCAGCAUAGGCGUGAAAUGAAGUUAUCUCUGCUGCUUUUAAAUCCGAGAUUUAGCAGAGAUGUAGCAAAUUUGUAGACAUGAGUUAAAAAUAAAUCAUAUUUAUCGAACCGUUGAAUGAAGCCCUAA
Molecule: messenger RNA, 1962 nt
Organism: Anopheles merus
Lineage: Eukaryota; Metazoa; Arthropoda; Insecta; Diptera; Culicidae
Product: arginine kinase-like
Exons: 3
Coding region: 325-1716 (463 amino acids)
Biological process (GO): phosphocreatine biosynthetic process
Molecular function (GO): creatine kinase activity
Source: RefSeq, a predicted model, not a curated record